AUGUCGAGCAGAAAGAAGAACAUUUUGAAGGUGAUUAUACUGGGCGAUUCAGGCGUCGGUAAGACUUCGUUAAUGCAUCGAUAUGUGAGCGACAAGUUUUCGCAACAGUACAAGGCUACUAUUGGUGCCGACUUUCUCACAAAAGAGGUGACUAUGGAUGGUGACAAAGUGGCCACGAUGCAGGUCUGGGACACUGCGGGUCAGGAACGGUUCCAGUCACUCGGAGUGGCUUUCUACAGGGGAGCAGACUGCUGUGUGCUGGUGUACGACGUUACGAAUGCAAAGUCCUUUGAGAACAUAAAAUCCUGGCGCGACGAGUUUCUGGUGCACGCCAACGUCUCGUCACCGGAUUCUUUCCCCUUUGUAAUUCUCGGUAACAAGCUGGACGUAGAGGAGUCAAAAAAAGUAGUGAGCAACCGUGCGGCCCAAGAUAUGGCCAAGUCGCUAGGUAAUAUUCCUUUGUUUCUCACCAGCGCGAAAGGCUCUAUCAAUGUUGACACUGCAUUUGAAGAAAUUGCCCGCAACGCGCUGCAGCAAAGCCAGGCUGAUGCUGACGCCUUCGAAGACGACUUCAAUGACGCCAUAAAUAUUCAGCUUGAUGGUGAGCCUAGCUCCUGCAAUUGUUGA
Lachancea nothofagi CBS 11611 is the source of this 627-nucleotide messenger RNA. Lineage: Eukaryota; Fungi; Ascomycota; Saccharomycetes; Saccharomycetales; Saccharomycetaceae. The record is from the annotation of a GenBank genome assembly.